UGACAUAUGAAUUAUCACUCACUACGGAGAAGAUAAGGAGGAUUCACAACCCAAACUUUUUCCAAAACAAACUCAACUACAGCAACAAAGCUUUUUCUCAGUUUCAUUAAUUUCUUCUGUUUUUAGAAAAUUAUGGAGAAAACUGCAGGAAAACCAAUCAGAUGCAGAGCUGCAGUAUGUAGAGCAACAGGAGAAGCAUUGGUGAUGGAAGAGAUAGAAGUGGCGCCACCUAAAGCUUAUGAAGUUAGGAUCAAAAUUUUAUGUACCUCUUUAUGUCAUACGGAUGUUACCCUCUGGAAAAUGCCUAGUUCUCCUAUUUCGAUAUUUCCAAGGAUUUUCGGACACGAAGCUGUCGGUGUGGUUGAGAGCGUGGGAGAAAAUGUAACGGAUGUAAAAGAAGGAGAAACUGUUGUGCCAGUGUUUCUUGCGAAUUGUGAGGACUGCAGGGAUUGUAAAUCCAAGAAGAGCAAUAUGUGUACAUCUUUCCCAUUCUCAGCAGCUCCAGGUAUGCCCAGGGAUGGACCUGGAACUAGUAGAUUCACGGAUUCCAAUGGAGAAAUUUUACAUAAUUGCUUGGGGGUCUCGAGUUUUAGCGAGUACACGGUCAUGGAUAUUGCUUAUGUUGUCAAGAUCUGUCCUGAAAUUCCUGUUGACAAGGCUUGCUUGCUUAGUUGUGGUGUCUCAACUGGAGUAGGUGCAGCCUGGAAGGUGGCCGAUGUAGAGGCAGGAAGCACUGUUGCCAUCUUUGGCCUUGGAGCCGUUGGGCUUGCGGUUGCAGAGGGUGCAAGAAUUCGCGGAGUUUCUAAAAUUAUUGGCGUCGAUUUAAAUCCAGAAAAAUUUGAUACUGGGAAAAAAUUCGGAGUGACUGAUUUCGUUAAUCCAAAGGAAUGUGGGGAUAAAUCAGUUAGUGAGGUAAUUAAAGAAAUAACAGAUGGAGGUGCUGAUUACUGUUUCGAGUGUGUCGGGUUAGCUUCCGUGAUGAAUGACGCCUUCACUAGCUGUCGUGAUGGUUGGGGGAAGACAAUCGUGUUAGGAGCGGAAAUGCAUGGUGCACCCUUGAGCAUCAACACAUAUGAGCUAUUGAGAGGUAAAAGCAUAGAAGGUUCAUUGUUUGGAGGCAUCAAAGCUAAGACUGAUAUUCCACUCCUUGCUCAAAGUUACCUUAACAAGGAACUUCAGUUGGACGAAUUCAUCACUCAUGAAAUUAAUUUUGAAGAAAUCAACACAGCAUUUGAUUUACUCAGUCAAGGGAAAAGCCUGAGGUGCAUUAUUUGGAUGGACUAAUAGACCUUCUUCCUCACUCUUGCAUUAUUUGAAGAAAUAUGGACAACAAUAAAAUCAUAGUGAGAAAUAAUGGUUGGGAGGGACAGUUAGUGAAUUGUUCCCACCCAUGCUUCAUUUGAUUCUAAUACUGUAAGAUAACACCCCACCAGAAAAAAGUUUCAAUUUAUGGUACAAAAUUUGGAAAGGAACAUAUAGUCACAUACUUUCUUUCAUAAAUCAAAUUCCCAGCUUCUAGCUAGGCCUUGUCGAUUCUUUUA
This is a messenger RNA of Papaver somniferum (opium poppy), 1541 nucleotides long. Its product is annotated as alcohol dehydrogenase-like 2. Gene Ontology annotation, cellular component: cytosol. The transcript is spliced from 10 exons. Gene Ontology annotation, molecular function: S-(hydroxymethyl)glutathione dehydrogenase [NAD(P)+] activity; zinc ion binding. Lineage: Eukaryota; Viridiplantae; Streptophyta; Magnoliopsida; Ranunculales; Papaveraceae. Bases 133 to 1284 code for a protein of 383 amino acids. Gene Ontology annotation, biological process: formaldehyde catabolic process. The record is from RefSeq and is a predicted model, not a curated record.